UUUUAUAGAAAAAUUGAUCAGUUACCGGCACUAGUAAUCAGGUGUUUCAUAUGAUUAGUUUUUUUCUCCGGGAUGCUGGUUUUGUUUGUUUUGUGGAUAACAACGUGUAAUUAUUAACUUUCCGGAUAUUUUUUCUUAAAGCAACAUGAAUAAACGUGAAGAUGCUCUUAGAGAGGCUUUACGCAAAAAUGAAGACGAGACUCAACGGUGGCAGACCUAUCUCAAAGAGAAUCAGACAGCCAUUGAGAAUAUGUCCAUGUUUGGUAAACGAUUGACAGUAGAUGUUAUGGUUCCAGUUGGCAAAAAGGCUUUUAUGCCGGGAAAUUUAUUACAUACGAAUGAAGUUUUAGUUGGUCACUACCAAGGUUAUUUUUCAAAAUGCACCACAUUCAAAGCCAAAGAGAUUUGUGAAAUGCGCAUUAAAAUGGCUCAGGAUCAUUUGAAGAUGUUGGAAGCAGAAGCCGACUUAUGGCAAAACAAAUUGGAAAAACCUUAUGCCGAGGGUGUUAUGCCCAGUGGUGAAGAACGUGAAAUUAUUGAAGAUUACAAUGAAGAAGCUGAAAAAUUAUGGAAAGAAAAGCAUAGACGUCGCGUUAAGGAAGCUAAACUAAAGGAGCGAGAAGAAAGAGAAAAAGAGUUACACAAAGAAACAAAGCAAAAACAAAACUCCAAAAAUAAAAAUGAUUCUGAGGAAAAAUCGGAUGAGGAAAUCUUGAAAAUGUUGGAAGAAGCCGAGUUAAUGGAAGAAUUAGAGCAAGAACUGGACACAUUAGAUGUAGAUGAGGUCAAUGAUGAAACAAUACGGAAGCUUAUGUCAGGAGAAAUUAAAUUACCACAAGAGAAAAAAAGAUUAGCACAUGAAAUAAAGUCAAAGGGGUCAAGAACUACUGAAGAAUCGGUUUUAUUAACGAAUAUAGUGAAAAAGAAUGAUAUACAAAAGAGUAACCAUAUAAACACAAAUAAUAAUAUACAUCCAAAUCCUGAGAUAACAGAUUUAAUAAAUUCCCAGGAGGAAGUUGAAAUAGAAGAAGAAACGGAAGAAGAGUCAAUACCCAAAGAGGUGGCUUUGAUUAAAGAACAGGCUAAAUUUCUUAAUGCCGAAGAUCAGAUUGGUUUCUAUGAUUAUCAAUUGGAAAUAAUAAGACAAAAAAUACAGGCUCUGCCUUUGCGCACGCAACAAGAAUUAGAUGAAAAAAUACAUCUUUUGAAUGUGUUAGAACAUUUGGAAGAACUAUUAGAAGUGGCAGAAGAAACUGUAGGCGCUGAAGAGUUGGCGGAAAAAGACUCAGUUGAAGUUGAAGAUAAAAACGAGAAAGAUGUAGAAAAUCAAGAAAAAGAAUUUACAGCAGAAAAUGUUGAAAUUGUGGAGAAGGAAUUGAUUGAAGUAAAAGUCAAUGGAGGAAAAUCCUCUUUAUCCAAUGAUCUAAAUAAAUCUACCCAAAAACGCCGUAUUUCCUUUGCUUUGGAAGAUCAAACUUUAGAAUUUAGAAAACAUGAAGCUGUUACGCAAAUGUUACCUCCUAAAAUUGAAAAACCACAACGUGAUAUUAUAAAACUAGAUGAUAAUGAUGAAGAGAAGGAAAGCAUACAAAAUAAAUCCGAUUUAUUAAAAAAACCCUUAGAUAAAAAAGAUUUAAUACAAGCUAAAGUUGAAAAAAAUUUACAAUUUGUUGCGGAAAAUCAAAGUAAACAAGAUUUUGACUUAAUACAACAGAUUAUGGGUGAAGUUAAAACACUACACAUAAAAUUUAAACAUUCCCCACAAGAGGAUUCCAAAAGAGAUAAUAGAGAAUCAUCGGAUAUACCUAGCAGUCCAGCAGAUUUCUAUGAUUUAUAUAAAAAAACUCAAAAUUCAUUACAUCAAAAUGAACCCUCAACAUUGUUCAUUAAUAGUUAUGAAGGUGAGGAUCAAGUUAAGACGCCUGUAUUGAAAGAAGCCGAUCGACAAGCAGCAUUUGCUGAUCCAAAAGCGGAAUUCUCAAAUCCUUCUCUACAAGCUAAACCUAUACUUAAAAAUAAGUCUGCAGUUGGUAAGGAAAACCAUUUAAAGGAUACAAAACAGGAUAAUAGCAAUAAAAGUAAAAAAUCAAAGAAAAAUUCUACUAAAAAAGAGGAUGAUGAUGAUAGCUUCAGCGCUUAUAACAAGGUUAUGAACGAUGUUGUUGAAAAACCAUUAACGGAGCCUGAACCUCUGCCCGAUGUUAAAUUUAUUGAUGCUCAUACACCCAAAAAACGGAUAAGUCGUUUUAAACAAAUGCGCCAAGGAACAGAAAAAACAUAAUUUUGUCUUUUCUUCUUUUUUUAUUAUUUUAUUCUCGUUUUCUCUUAAUCAUUAAAAUCUUAAACAAAUUUGUAUAUUUUUAAGCAUUAUAAUAAUAAAGUUAAACUUUCUACAUUAA
Calliphora vicina (urban bluebottle blowfly) is the source of this 2399-nucleotide messenger RNA. It is a transcript of the gene uri, whose product is annotated as unconventional prefoldin RPB5 interactor. Gene Ontology annotation, biological process: negative regulation of transcription by RNA polymerase II; negative regulation of phosphatase activity. Gene Ontology annotation, molecular function: transcription corepressor activity; chromatin binding; phosphatase inhibitor activity. The transcript is spliced from 5 exons. The record is from RefSeq and is a predicted model, not a curated record. Lineage: Eukaryota; Metazoa; Arthropoda; Insecta; Diptera; Calliphoridae. Bases 146 to 2281 code for a protein of 711 amino acids.